Chlamydomonas reinhardtii is the source of this 6435-nucleotide messenger RNA. RefSeq lists its product as uncharacterized. Gene Ontology annotation, molecular function: transcription cis-regulatory region binding. The coding region runs from base 124 to 5817 and encodes 1897 amino acids. NCBI's taxonomy places the organism in Eukaryota, Viridiplantae, Chlorophyta, Chlorophyceae, Chlamydomonadales, Chlamydomonadaceae. The record is from RefSeq and is a predicted model, not a curated record. Gene Ontology annotation, biological process: regulation of transcription by RNA polymerase II. The transcript is spliced from 7 exons. Gene Ontology annotation, cellular component: nucleus.
GAAACGAGUCCAAAACUAGGGCUGUGACAACUUAUCGUGAUAAAACUAAAUAUUUAGCCAGUAUGAAGGGAUAUUUGACCUUGUCGUCGCGUGGAAACCUCAGCAGGUCGAAAGGGUGAAGAGAUGAGCGGGUCAGCGGAACUCCUUUACAGCCUGGUUGCAGCCCUGCCCUCCCGACAUGCUGAGGAGCAGCUUGUUCAGUUCCGGGCGCGGCCGGAUGCCUGGGAGACCUGCCUAACCAUCGCCGCGGGCGCGGAGGGCCAGGUCGGCACGCCUUUCACGCUCCUGCUCUUCACCGCGCAGACCCUCCACGCCCUCGCUCGGCGGUGCCCUCCCGUCAGCGCCACCGACCCCGUGGCUGCCGCCGCGCAUGAUCAGUUCCUCGCGGCUCGGCAGAACGGCCUGCUGGCCGCGCUGGCGCGCAUGGGCGCGGCCGCGGCGCCGCAGGGCCGGCCGCCCGGCCACAUCGCCAAGCUGCUGACGGCCGCGCUGGCGGCGCUGAGCGUGCGCAGCUACGCGCAGCUACCGGCGGCGCUGCCGGCGGUGGUGCAACGGCUGCCGCCCGGCUUCGCGGUGCAGCUGCUUCUGGCGGUGGCGGAGGAGGGCGAGGCGCUGCAGGCGCGCGCGGGCGGCGAGGUGGAGGGCAGCGCGGCGGCUCAGCACGUGCUGCGCGAGGAGCUGGGGCGGCCCGUGUUCGAGUGGCUGGCGGCACUGGCGGCCCAGGUGCAGGUGCAGCAGCAUCAGCAACAGCAACAACAGCAGCAGCAGCAACAACAGCAGCAGCAGCAACAGCAGCAUCUAGGAGGAGGAGCGGCAGGAGCGGCUGGAGGGACGGAGGCGGGAGGAGGAGGAGCCGGUGGCGGCGGCGGCGUGUCGGACUGGGGCGCGGCGGCGCUGCUGUCGCCCGACCUGCUGCGGGGGCUGGUGCGCUGCUGCGGCGCCUGGUGCCGCCUGGGCUGCCUGUACGCGGCGGCCUGCCCGGGCGGCGCGGUGCGGGUGCUGCUGGGGCUGCUGCUGAGGCUGGUGCACCCAGCGGAGGGCUGCGAGGAGACGCUGCGGCGCGAGGCGUGUGAGGCGCUGGGCGACGUGGUGGAGUACGGCCCCGACGGCCUGCUGCGCGAGCUGCACGGCCCCAUGAUGCAGCUGGCGGCGGCGGCGGCGGCGGCAGCGGGGGCCGCCACGCCGCACGCCGCCGCCCUGCGCCGCCUGGGCAGCAGCCCGCGCCUGCAGCGUGGAGGAGGCGGAGGAGGUGGAGGGGGCGGAGCCGCUGGGGGCAUGGCGGCAGACCGAUGUGGCGGUGGCGGCGGCGGUGGCGGCGGGAUGGUGGACGCGUUUGGCGCCGCCGCCGCCGCCGAGGCGCUGGUGGUCGAGGGCGAGGACGCGGACCCGGAGCUUGUUCAGGAUGUGGUGCAGCUGGUGGCGUCGUACGCGGCGGCGCGCAUGGGCGACAUCACCGCCGCCGCCAUGGCCUGCGGCGGCGGCAGUGGCGGCGGCAAUUGUAGCAACAGCGGCGGCGGCGGCGCAAGCACUGUAGUCGGGCGUGGCAGUAGCAAUGGCGGGCAUGCCAGUGAUGGAGGCGGCAGCAGCGCGCUGGGCGGCCGCGGCGAAAGCGACUGCGGCUCUUCGGCGCCCAGCGGUCCGGCGCCGCCGGCCGCUGGCGGCGCUGCCGUCGCGGCCAUUGACCCGGCGCUGGCGGCGGAGGGGGCGGCGCUGGCGGGCGCACUUGCGCGGCUGGGUCCACUGGUGCCGCUGACCUUGAGCGGCUACCCCGUGGGCUGGUCGGCGCUGCAGGGCUUGGCGGACCUGGCGCUGGCGUGCAUCGGCGCCGAGGGGGUGGAGCCGGGGGCGGCGGCGGCGGCGGCGGCGCCGUCGGGCGGCGGCGCGGCAGGCGCCGCCAGGGCUGCGGCGGCCGGCAGGCCGGCCGCCACGGGGCGGCGCAGUGUGGAGAUGGCGGCGGCGGACGAGGAGGUCAUGGGCGGCGCCGGGGCGGCGCCGGCGGCGGCGGCGGCGGUUCGCGGCGGCGAGGGCGGAGCUGGAGAGGAGCACGACGGCAGCGGCGGCCUGGCGGCGGCGGAGCACGUGGUGGCGGGCGGUCUGACGCUGGCGGCGCGGCCGGGGCUGCCGCCGCCACUCGUACAGCUGUACGACGGGCUGCUGCGUGCCGUACUGUCGUGCUGUGUGACGUGGAGCGCCGAGGGGCCGCCGGGCUACGGCGCCGCCUUUGGCGGUGCCGGUGCUGACGGCGGCGGCGACAGCGACAACGACGGCGGCGGUUACGUGGCGGCGGCCGGCGCGGUGGUGGCGGCGGAGCCUGGCGGGCUGCUGCGGCUGCCGCCAGACAGCCUGGACGCCCUGAGUGCGUGCCUGCAGGCGUGUGCGGGUGUGGUGGGCCAGGCGCGGCAGUUGGAGCUGGCGGCGGCGCUGCUGCCGCCGACAGGGCCUGGGCAAGCGGCGGGAGGCGGCGGCGGCGGUGGAGGUGGAGGUGGAGGCGGGGCGGGAGGGGAAGGGCAGGAGGCGCCGCAGUCGGUCGUGUCGGCGGCGGCGGCGCUGACGGCGGCGCUGGAGGCGGCGGCGGCGGUGGGGCGACUGCCUCCGCCGCUGCCUGUGACUGUGCCCUACGGCUGCGCAGGCGGCUGCACUGCCACAGCCGCAGGUGCAGGCUCCCAGGAACUGGCGCACGCGGCGGCGGCAGCGGCGGCGGUCCUGACGCGAAGCGCCCAUUUCCUGUGCACCGCCGCCGCCGCCGCCGCCGAGAGCCGGCGGCUGCGUUCCCCGGCUGGCGCUGCUGCUGGCGGCAACAGCCGCAAGCGCGGCCUGAGCCCCGGCGUGCCAUGCGCGGCAGCGGCACCGCCGCCGCCGCCCGGGCCCGGCGCUGGCGCAAUGGACGCGCAGGCGGAGUACGCCGCAGGUGGCGGCGGCGGCGGUGGCGGCGGCGGCUUGGCUGCUGGCCCGGGUCGCUACGUGCCGCCGCGCUGGCAGCUGCCGCAGCUGUACCUGAGCUACAGCCGGGCGGUGGUCGGCGGCUGUAGCGCCGCGCUGCAGAGCGUGGGGCUGCAGGCGGCGGCGCGGCAGCAGCAGCUGCUACAGCCGCAGCAGCAGGUGGCGGCGCAGGCGGCGGCGAGCUCGGCGUUGAGCCUGCUGGUCGAGUGCGCGCUGGAAGGCCUGCACUACGAGCCGGCGGUGGCGGCCUCGGCGGCGGCGCUGCGGGCGCUGGUGGCGGCGGCGGGCGGCCUAGGCCUGGACCUGCCGGCGCCGCUGGCGGAGCGAAUUGUGGAUGCGGCACACGGCGGCGGCGGCGGCGGCGGCGGUGGCGGCAAUGGCAGUAGCAAUGGCCUUGCAGGUGGCGGCGGCGGCGGCGGCGGCGGUGUCGGCGGGCGGCUGCAGCUCAGUAGCGGCGCACUCAGGGAUUUGGCGGCGGCGGCGGUGGCGGCGGUGCGGCACGUGGACGUGACGUUGACGCUGGAGACGGCGGCGGCGGCGGCCGCUGCGGCUGGCAGCGGCGGUGGUGGCGGCGGCGGGGUGCUGGCGGCGGCCGAGCAGCUCUUGGAACGGCCAUCCGUGCUGCUGCAGCGCCUGCUUGGCCCCGCACUGCACUGCAUGUCGCGAGCAGCCGCCGCAGUCGCAGCCAGCAGCACUGGAGCCGUGGCGGCGCCUGGCGGCGGCGGCGGCGGCGGCGGUACCGCCUGGACUCGCUUGGGGCCCGUCUACAACGCCGCACUCAGCCGCCACCUGCGGCUCUUCGAGAUUGCGCUACAGCCGCUCGGCAACAGCAGCGCCGCCGCGGCCGCCGCCGCCGUGGAUGCUACAGCCUCGUAUCACGCGCCGUUUAGCUGUAGCAGCGGCAGUGGCAGCAGCCUAACUGCGGGCCAGCACCCGUCGCCGGGGCUGCGGGAGGCGGCGGCGCUGGCGUGGAGCAAUGCGGUGGGCGGUGUGUUCGUGUCGGCGGGGUGGCCGCACCUGCAGGCGCUGUUGGUGCGCGGCGGCGCGGCGGGGCCCUUCCUGGCGCCGCUGUGCCGCUGCCUCACGCCGCUGCUGCUGCAGCUCACAGACACAGCAGGCGCGGGGCACGGCGGCGGCGCUCGCCUGCUGCAGCAGCAGCUGCAGCAGCAGCACAUGCAACAGCAGCAACAUCACCAGCACUACCAGAACUUGCACCAGCAGCCGCACCACGGGCCCGGCUGUGCCGGGACGGAGGCCUUCGUGAGCAGCGUGCUGGUGGCGCUGGCCGCGGCUGUGGGCCGGCCCGGGGCGCGAUGCGUGCACGAGCCGCUGGCGGCGCUGCUGGAGGCCGCGGCCGUGCCAUCGCAGAACGGCGGCUGUAGCAGCGGCGGCAGCAGCAGCAGCGGCGGCGGCGGCAGUAGCAGCGGCGAGGGCGGCGCUGCCGGCCGGGCGCGGCUGAACGCCGCCGCCGCGGUGAUGCGGCUGGUGCGGUGGCUGCUGUGCGACGGCGUGGGCUUGCCGCUCCUGGCCGCAAUGGACCUGCAGCAGCACGAGCACCACCUGCAACACCCGCAGCACCCACAGCACCACCGGGAGCAGCCGCAGGGAGGCGCCAGAACCAGCAUGGGCGGCAGCGGCUGCGGCAGCGGCGUGACGCACGGUGGCGCCGGCGCCGGCGCCGGCACCGGCAGGAGUCCCAUGGGCGGCGGCGGUGCCAUGGCGGGCUGUGAUGCCGGCGGCGUGGGCGCGGGCGCAGGCACGGGCGUGGGCGUGGCGGCGGCGCUGGCGGCUGAGUGGCGCUCCGCCGACCGCGACCCAGACACAGCCGAGUGCCUGCUGCGACUGGCCACGGCCGCCGCGCGCUACGGCCUCGCCAGCGGCGCCCUCAGCCUCAGCCUACGAGUGAGCGGCGGCGCCGCCAGUGCCGCCGCCAGCAGUGGCGGCGGCGGAGGCGGUGGGGGACCGGCGGCCGACUCCGAUUUGACCGUACACCGGCUUUACCAGGGCUGGUGCACGGGCGCGGAUGUGGGCGGCUCCGCAGGAGGCCGCGGCGGGGGCGGCGGCGCAGUUGCUUACGGGGGUGGUGGCGGCGGCGGCGGCGGCAGCAUCAGCGUGCAGCUGUUCCCCGAGCCUGACGCGGCGGCGGUGGCGGCGGCGGCGCUGCGGCUGGCGGCGGCCUGCAGCGGCUGCGAGCACAAGGCGGUGGCGGCGGCGGCGCUGGGCUGCACGUGCGCGGUGCUGGAGACGGCGUGCGCACUGCCGCCGCCGCAGCAGCAGCAGCAGCAGCUACUGCAGCAGCAGCUACAGCCGGGUCAGCGGCACCUGUGCGGUGUGGUGCUGCAGCAGGGGGCGGUGGUGGCUGGCGGGCUGCUGGCCGCGCUGCUGGCGUCCUCACCCCUGCCGCGCCUGCAGCGCGUGUGCAACGGCCUCGCCUGGCUGGCCGCCGCCACGUGCUGCUGUUACAGCCUCGAACAGCAGCAGCAGCAGUGGGCUGCAACGGCUGUAGCAGCGGGCAGCGGCGCCCACAGCCACCAGCACAACCAGCAGCAGCAGCAGCAGCAGCAGGCGGUGGGGGCGCUGCUGUCGACGUGGCUGGCAGCGGCGGCGGCGCAGCUGGGCCUGCAGCAGCAGGAGGCCGUCGUGCUGUGCACGGCCUUGUCGCCGCUGUUGGUGGACCUGGGCGCGCGCACCGCCGCCGCCGCCGCAACAGCAGCAGCCGCUGCUGCUGCUACAGCCACUGCCGGGGCUGCGCCAGGCGUAGCAGUAGCAGCAGUAGCAGCAGUGGGCGCGGGUGAGGGCGGCGCGGCGGCGCGGCUGUUGUCGCGGAGGCUGAAGCGCGUGCUCCGGGACUUUGCCGAGCGGCGGCUGAGGGGCUGAGUCCGGGGCCAGGGGCUGACCUCGUGGCUGUGUGAGCAAUGCUGUAUCUAGGAGCGGGACGCGUGCUACAUGUGCAGGCACGUGAGCAGCAGGACAAGGACAGUUGCGAGAUCGCAACGCUCGGUCAAUUACGGACAUCAUGAUCAAGCAGCAAGUUGCAUUGCGGCCCCAUACUUUUAUAUUCUGAGUGGCGGGGGAGGGCAGGCAGAGGGGGAAGGAAGGCGUGUCAAUCCAUGGCUGUGUGGCUGGAGUGGUGCGUCAUGUGCGGCGUGACAGACCGGAGCAGGCGACCGGAGAGCGAGCGCGAUGCAUAACUGCCCUGGCGCUAAUUAGCAUUAACUGCGGUGAACGGUUUGGUUGCGCGCAUUGUAACUUCGCUUUGUUGCUAAUGCCUCUGUGUGUGCCAGCGUGACGCCGUGACCUGCUGCCAGUGUGCCCCUGCGCCUCAAGUGCUGGAAGUGGUGGUUGGGGCUGAGUCUAGGCUCUGCCGCUCUGGCUCACAGGGUGGGCUGCAUAGCCCGGUCGUAAACUUGGUGACCUCUGUAGAGCUUCCCACAGCUGGCAACCUGCUCAUGCAUAUGCAGCGGCUCGUGGCAGUGUCGCAAGAGCAUCGUCGAU